Messenger RNA from Myzus persicae (green peach aphid), 1848 nucleotides. RefSeq names its product zinc finger MYM-type protein 1-like. The coding region runs from base 1 to 1848 and encodes 615 amino acids. NCBI's taxonomy places the organism in Eukaryota, Metazoa, Arthropoda, Insecta, Hemiptera, Aphididae. The transcript is spliced from 4 exons. The record is from RefSeq and is a predicted model, not a curated record.
AUGAAGAGAGGAGCACUUGACAAUUUUUUUAAACCUAAACCAAAAAAACCAUUUACUGGUGCGCUUUUAAAUCAACAUGAAAGUCAAGAACAUAAUCAACCAGUGUGCAGCACUUCAAUAAUUGAUGCAUCAAAUGUUGUGAAAAAAUGGGAAUGGUUGGCGUAUUCUAAAGAAAUAGAUGGCGCCUUUUGUAAAUACUGUGUGUUGUUUGGUAAAGAUUAUGUUGGCAAAGGUUCUAAUCAAAAAGUUGGAUCUUUAAUUAGCAAACCAUUCAUAAAAUGGAAAGAUUCAAUCGAAAAAUUUACAUCACAUUCAAAUACCGAUUAUCAUCGAUUUUGUACCUUAACUGCAGAUAAUUUUCGUAAAGUAGAUACAGGAGAAAUGUGUGAUGUUGCUACACAGUUGAAUUCAUAUAGACAGCAACAAUGUGAAGAAAAUAGAGCGGCAUUAAUUCCAAUAAUAGAAACAAUUAUUUUUUGUGGUGAACAAGAACUUUCUCUAAGAGGUAAUGAUGACAGUGGACUAUUAAAUUUGUCAAAACCACCAAAAAAAGACGGUAAAUUUCGUGCUUUACUUCGUUUUCGAGCAAAUUUUGGCGAUGAAAAUUUAAAAAAUCAUUUAAUAAAUAGUAAUAAAAACUCUACUUAUCUAAGCCCAUCUAUUCAAAAUGAAAUAAUAGACAUUUGUGGCCAACUUAUUCGAAAAAAUAUUGUAACUAAAAUAAAUGAAGCCGGUUGCUUUUCAAUUCUUUGUGACGAAACUUUAGAUGUAUCUGGUACUGAGCAACUAUCUAUGUGUGUCCGUUAUGUAGAUCAAAAUAAUCAGCUCCGUGAAGACUUUUUAUGUUUUUUACCAGUAUAUGAUCUCACUGGAGAAAAUUUAACUCGAAUAAUUUUAGAAGAAUGUGAAAAAUUGGGUUUGGAUUUAAAUAAACUUAUCGGGCAAGGCUAUGAUGGUGCAGGCAACAUGAGUGGACAGUUUAAUGGUGUACAAUCAAGAAUACGACAAUUAUAUCCAAAAGCUGUCUUUGUUCAUUGUGCAUCGCAUCGAUUAAAUCUUGCUUUAUCUUCGGCUUUAUCUACAAAAAAUGUUAGAAAUUGCCUUGGUGUGAUGAAAGAUAUUAUUAAUUUAUUCAGGAAUAAUGCUUUAGCGGGAGAAACUCUUAAAAGUUAUAUUUUAGAACUUAUUCCAGAAACAAAAAAAACACGUUUAGUCGGCUUAUGUGAAACACGUUUUAUUGAACUACACGAAGCAGUUAAUGUUUUUGUAGAACUUUUUGAACCGAUUAUAGUUAGUUUGCAAAAUAUUCAAGAGACAGAUCGUGCAAUUUCAGCAAAGGCUUGUUCACUUUUGGCAGCUGUAGAAAAAAGUUGUUUUAUAAUUUCAUUACUUGUCUGUGAAAAUCUUUUAAGUUUCACUCUACCAUUGUCACAUUAUUUGCAAAGCCCUAAACGUGACCUUUCAUCUGCUGUUGAUUAUGCUAAACAUAUUAUAAAGAAGCUGAAACAUGUGAGACAAAAUCCAAAUGAAUCGUUUACACAAAUAUUUCAAGAGGCUAGGAAAUUAUCUAAAAUGUAUUUUGAUACUGAAAUUAAAAUUCUGCGUACUACGAAUAAACAAAAUUAUAGGGACAAUUAUUCAUGCUUGAACGGAAACCAAUGGCGAGAGCUAAAAAGUUGGUAUGGCUAUCGACAAAGGAUAAGUGCAAUCAACGAAUAUUUCGCCCGGUCAGGUGCCUAUCCCAUUGUGUCCCGUGCGGUCGAUGAUUAUUUACAAACUGCACUCCGUACGGCUUACGACGCCUGGAUGUUUUUCAUGUUUAAUACAGCUAAAGAAUUUAUGCUUUAA